AUGAUUCUUGAAGACAAUGCUGCUGUCUACGAAUCGCCCAAGAAGAAGUCAAUGAAAAAAUUAACGUGCCGCAAAUGCGAAGGCCAUGGCAUCAACUCGAUCCUUAAAGGCCACGCCGCUUCAUGUCCGUUCAACAAUUGCACAUGCGACACGUGCUCAUCAGUGAUGAAUAUGCGCGCCAACGCCCUAAUUCGCCGAUUUCGUCAUCGUCAACCGAACCAGAACUCGGCGGUCCUCAAGACGAUUCGCUCGAAAAACGGCAACAUGCGUUUGCGCAUCGUUCCGAAAUCCACCGACGACGUCGACGGCACAAUGGUCACUUAUGACAAUCGAUCACACUCAAUUCUUCCGCCGUCUGGAAGAACAUCGUCAACCUCGUUCAGCUCGCCAUCUCCACCAUCGACAGUGUCGUCGAGUUCGGAGCUCGAGCAGGUUCCCAUCGAGAACACCAACGAUCUACUCAUUCAACUUCUAAACAACUAUCUCCUCCAGCAGCUUCUCAACAAUUGCGACCACAACGCUCGUAAUCCGCCGCUUCUCGCGAACCCUCUUCUCAAUUUCCCACUGACAACUCUACUCCCAACCGCGACAUUCCCAAUUUUUCCGCCCGCCUAA
This is a messenger RNA of Caenorhabditis bovis, 615 nucleotides long. The record is from the annotation of a GenBank genome assembly. Lineage: Eukaryota; Metazoa; Nematoda; Chromadorea; Rhabditida; Rhabditidae.